Molecule: messenger RNA, 1773 nt
Organism: Enterobius vermicularis (human pinworm)
Lineage: Eukaryota; Metazoa; Nematoda; Chromadorea; Rhabditida; Oxyuridae
Source: the annotation of a GenBank genome assembly
AUGCUCGACUAUAUUCGGAAGGUGUUUAAGUUUAUAAAACGAAAUAAAGUUGAAAAUAUCAAUAAUGAAGAAGCUGAAGUUUACAUGGCCAAAUUUGGUCUCACGAAUAACGGCCAUGCAAAUGGCCAAAAUAGCGGCAAUAACGGCGAAGAUGGACAGGAUUCUAAAAAACAAUGGAAUCUGAAAAGAUUUUUUAAAGAAUGGGUAUGGGACACUAACGGCGAUCCAUACUAUUACUGGCUUGGUAUCAUCUCAUGUGCCUUUGCAUAUAACCUCAUCUGUGUAAUCGGUAAUCAUACUAGAAGCGUCUUUUUCGAACUGGAAAAUGGUCCCUACUGGUAUCUUUGGAUUAUUUUUGAUGCUUUUGUGGAUUUUAUCUAUUUAAUUGAUAUGUUCGUUCAGUCACGUACAGGUUUCUUAGAACAAGGUCUUCUAGUUAGAGAUCUUCAAAGAAUCAGGAAGGUUUACUUGAAGUCUCGCCAGUUUAGGGUGGACUUAUUAAGCAUUUUACCGAUAGAUUUAUUAAUUCGCCCUAUACGUGCUUGUCCCUACAUAAGGUUUACUCGUCUCGUUCGCUAUCCGCGAUUUACCGAUUUCAUUGAUCGUACAGAAACAAGGACAACAUUUCCUAACGCAUUUCGAGUGUGUUGUGUCGUCUUCUACAUUGUUGUUAUUAUUCACUGGAACGGAUGUAUCUACUUCUGUAUAAGUGAGUGGAUCGGAUUGAACACAGACACUUGGGUUUACGGCACUAAAAACAUUCAGAGUCUUCCAGAGGGCAUCGAAGAUACCCUGGGGAGACGUUAUGUGUAUAGUUUCUACUGGUCAACACUGAUUCUUACAACUAUCGGUGAGGUACCACCCCCAUUUAGUGACGUGGAAUAUGUGUUUGUUAUAGUGGACCUUAUGGUUGGCGUUCUUAUAUUCGCUACAAUCGUCGGUAACGUUGGCAGAACAGAGUUUCAAGCAAAAAUGGACGGCAUAAAGCAGUACAUGGCCCUUCGAAAGGUUAAUAAACAGUUAGAGACGAGAGUCAUUAAGUGGUUUGACUAUCUCUGGGCAAAUAAACAAACCUUAAGCGACCAAAAAGUGCUAAAAGUACUGCCUGAUAAAUUGCAAGCAGAAAUUGCUACUCAAGUUCAUUUUGAAACUCUUCGAAAAGUUAGAAUCUUCCAAGACUGCGAAACUGGAUUACUUGCUGAGCUGGUGCUUAAACUGCAACAACAGGUGUUUUCACCAGGCGAUUAUAUAUGCAGGAAAGGCGAUAUUGGUCGUGAGAUGUAUAUAGUAAAACAAGGAAAACUAGAAGUAGUAGCUGACGACGGCAUCAAAGUAUUCGUAACACUUCAAGAAGGAGCUGUAUUUGGAGAGCUGAGUAUACUAAACAUCGCAGGGAGCAAGAAUGGUAACCGGAGAACAGCAAACGUUCGUUCUGUUGGUUACACCGACCUUUUCGUGUUAAAUAAAAACGAUCUUUGGAAUGCAUUAAAGGAAUAUCCCGAUGCUAGGAAGCUUCUGAUAGCUAAAGGUAGAGAAAUUCUGCGAAAAGAUAACUUGCUCGAUGAAAAUGCUCCUGAAGAACAAAUUUCAGCAGAAGAAAUGACUGAAGUGCUUUUUGGGAAACUAAAGACAGUUCAAACACGACUUGCUCGUAUAACUUCGGAACACAUUAGCACGAAAGCAAAGUUAAUGAAACGGAUCGAAUACCUGGAAGAACAGCUAAAAAUAUCACAAAAUGAGACAACAAAGUCUACUGAAGGACUUUCUGCCUAG